AUGAAGGGAUCAAUCUCCUAUCAAAUCUACAAGGGUGCCCUGCUCCUUUCGGCACUCUUGAACUCUGUCCAGGCCCAGCAGGUCGGCACUCUGGCGACUGAGACUCACCCAUCUUUGACCUGGUCCAAGUGUACCGCCGGUGGUAGCUGCACUUCCGUGUCAGGCAGUGUUGUCAUUGAUGCCAACUGGCGCUGGGUUCACUCCACCAGCGGCUCGACCAACUGCUAUACCGGCAACACCUGGGACGCCACCCUCUGCCCUGACGACAAGACCUGCGCGACCAACUGCGCUGUAGAUGGCGCCAGCUACGCCAGCACCUAUGGUGUUACCACUACUGGUAACUCCCUGCGUAUCAACUUUGUCACCACUGCUUCGCAGAAGAACAUCGGCUCUCGUCUGUACUUGCUCGAGAAUGAUACCACCUACCAGAAGUUCAACCUGCUGAACCAGGAGUUUACCUUUGAUGUGGAUGUCUCCAACCUGCCCUGUGGUCUCAACGGUGCCCUCUACUUCGUGGACAUGGAUGCUGAUGGUGGCAUGGCCAAGUACCCCACCAACAAGGCCGGUGCCAAGUACGGAACUGGUUACUGUGACAGCCAGUGCCCGCGUGAUCUCAAGUUCAUCAACGGACAGGCCAACGUCGAGGGAUGGGCCCCCUCCAAGAGCGAUUCCAACUCCGGCAUUGGCAACCACGGCUCUUGCUGUGCUGAGAUGGAUAUCUGGGAGGCUAACUCCAUCUCCAACGCUCUUACUCCCCACCCUUGCGACACUCCCGGACAAACUAUGUGCACUGGAGAUACCUGCGGUGGAACCUACAGCAGCAACCGCUAUGGUGGCACUUGCGAUCCCGACGGUUGUGAUUUCAACCCGUACCGUCAGGGCGCUACUAGCUUCUACGGUCCUGGCUUGACCGUUGACACCAAGUCUCCCUUCACCGUUGUGACUCAAUUCAUCACUAACGACGGUACCUCCACCGGCACUCUAUCCGAGAUCAAGCGCUUCUACGUGCAGAACGGCAAGGUCAUCGGCCAGCCCCAGUCCACCAUCGUUGGCAACUCUGGAAACUCCAUCACCGACGCCUUCUGCAAGGCCCAAAAGACCGCUUUCGGCGACAUUGACGACUUCACCAAGCACGGCGCCAUGGCCGGUAUGGGUGCCGGUUUCGCCGACGGCAUGGUUCUCGUCAUGAGUCUGUGGGAUGACCACAACUCCAACAUGCUCUGGCUCGACAGCACUUACCCUACCAACGCCACCUCGACCACUCCUGGCGCCAAGCGUGGUACUUGCGAUAUCUCCUCUGGUGACCCUACCACCGUUGAGUCCACCAACGCCAACUCCUAUGUCAUCUACUCGAACAUCAAGACCGGUCCUUUCAACUCGACCUUCACCGGCGGCAGCACCGGCGGUAGCUCCAGCUCUUCCAUCACCAGUACCAAGACCAGCACCAAGACCACUUCUACCAGCUCCACCUCGACGACCACCUCUUCUGGCUCGGGCAGCACCACUGGUGCUGCUCACUGGGCCCAGUGCGGUGGAAACGGCUGGACCGGUCCCACCACCUGUGUGAGCCCGUACGUUUGCACCAAGUCCAACGACUGGUACUCUCAGUGCCUGUAA
Messenger RNA from Penicillium subrubescens, 1617 nucleotides. RefSeq names its product putative 1,4-beta-D-glucan-cellobiohydrolyase (gene cbhB). NCBI's taxonomy places the organism in Eukaryota, Fungi, Ascomycota, Eurotiomycetes, Eurotiales, Aspergillaceae. Bases 1 to 1617 code for a protein of 538 amino acids. The record is from RefSeq and is a predicted model, not a curated record. Gene Ontology annotation, molecular function: hydrolase activity, hydrolyzing O-glycosyl compounds; cellulose binding. Gene Ontology annotation, biological process: carbohydrate metabolic process. Gene Ontology annotation, cellular component: extracellular region. The transcript has a single exon.